Pelagomonas calceolata is the source of this 1207-nucleotide messenger RNA. The record is from the annotation of a GenBank genome assembly. Lineage: Eukaryota; Pelagophyceae; Pelagomonadales; Pelagomonadaceae.
AAGAGCCCAGCAACGCGACCAACCAGCCCGUCGAAGCUGCGCAGCUUCGCCCGGAGGUCCAGUGCACUCGUGCUGCAUCGCUGUCGCUGAGUCGAACGGCUAGUUGAGCAGCAGCGCCGACGCAUUGCCAGCAGGUCGCAUUGCCAGCAGCAGCGCUGUCGCAUUGAUGGGCCGCCGCGGCGGCAGCGGCAGCCAAUCCGUAGCGAAGGUCGUCGCAGUGUUCCUGGCAGCGUUCGUCGCCGUACACCCGCCGCUCAAGCUCUGGGUGCCGUGGGCCGCUGAAUCAUUCGUCGCAUCGAUCAUCGGGCGGCCGUGGGGCUGGCGCCAACAUCCGUGGCAACCUCUGGCAGACGUUCCGGUGCCACCGACUCGUGUGAACACCAUCAAUGCCACCGAACUCGCCGCCGGCGCGACGGUGGACCUCACGCGGCCGCUGCUCGUGCGUGGAGCCGCGACGGCCGAGGCGCUCGAGCUGUUCUCGGUCGAGGCGCUGCAGAGGCCACCGCUGGGCGACGUUGUGAUUGACUACUUCGUCGACGCGACCCGGUCGGGACACCUCGUGCCCGACGGCCGCGCGAGACUUGGCGACGUCGUGCGAAACAUCACGCUGGGCGCACCGCACAAGAUCGGGUCCCAGUACGUUGUGUCGCGGCACGGCUGUUGUCCGGAUAGAGCGGAGCGCGCAAAAACCCUCGAAGCGCUGCUCCCGCGGCCGCUCGCGCGCGCGCUCGGAGGAGAACGGCGCUUCUCGACGACGGCGCUGGAUCUAAGCCUCCUCACCGUACCAUUAUUCGUCGCGGGCACGCCCGUCGGCGCCCGGCCGCGCACGGACCUGCAUUCCGAGCCGAUCGCGUCGGUGGCCGUGCAGCUCCGCGGGUCGAAGCGCUGGACGCUCGUCGACGCGGGUCGAAGCGCGGUCGUGCGGCCCAGGCCGUCGCCGGACGGCCGAGCUUAUUUUCGAAGCGCCUUGCACGACUCGGAGGUCGACCGCAUCGAGGGCCGCUACGAGGUCGAGACGGCGGCGGGGGACAUGCUGUACGUGCCCCCCUGGACCUGGCACGCCGUCGCCUACGACUCCACGGACGUCUCCGUCGCCGCGUCGCUCUUCCACUUCGUGCCGUCCUCCUUUAUCAGGAACCAGCCAGCCUUCGCGGCGGCCAUCCUGCCGAACCUCGCGAAAGAGCUAGUGGGCGUAAAGACGCAGUGA